This is a messenger RNA of Boleophthalmus pectinirostris (great blue-spotted mudskipper), 586 nucleotides long. RefSeq names its product polyadenylate-binding protein 2-like. Lineage: Eukaryota; Metazoa; Chordata; Actinopteri; Gobiiformes; Gobiidae. Gene Ontology annotation, molecular function: RNA binding. The record is from RefSeq and is a predicted model, not a curated record.
AAACACACUGAACUAAGUAAAAACACUCUUAUUAUUUAAAGACUAUUUGGCACAAAGGAGAAGACAAACGACAUGAUUCUGGUUUAUUUUGGAGCUUUUUGGUAUAAGGAUGACGCCAGAGUUUGAGACUGAACGAGCGACCGAAACCCUGCUCGAUUCUGACCGCACACUUCCCAAACUAGAAGAACUCCCUGCGGCAGACGAGGAGCCGGGACUGGACAAAGGAGAGUCCACUUUCGAAGACCCCGAGGUGGAGGCGAUCGUGGCCUGUGUGAAAGCGAUGGACGGAGAGACCGAGAAGCUGGUGGAGAUGAUGAAACGCGGGAAAAAAGAGGUGGAAGCAGACGCCAGAUCCAUUUAUGUUGGGAACGUGGAUUACGGUAUCACUGCGGCAGAGCUCAUGGUCCACUUUCGCCGCUGCGGUUCGGUCAACAGAGUGACUAUUUUAAGUGACAAAAACACGGGGCAUCCUAGAGGUUUCGCGUUUGUUGAAUUCAAGAAGAAAGCGUCUGUUCGCACGGCCCUGGCGUUGGAUCAGUCCGUGCUCAGAGGAAGGCACUUGAGGGUCUGUGUGAAGUUGGGAUGA